CGUUACUAACGGUUUACCACUUUGAAAAGAUAAUACAAGGUGUAUACUAUAAUACAAAGUCGUUCUUGAUUUGCGAUCAUCAGUAAAGAAAAAUACCCAUAGAGAAUCCAGUAGAAAAGAGGAAUAUGCCAGCAUUUAACUUGAAAAUCCACUUAGGAAGCCGCUGUCAUCGAAAUGAAGUGAUCAAAAUAUAUGGUGAAAUGAUCCUACCGGAAUAAAUGAAUGACCAAUGUCUUUUGUGCUAAUAAAAAGAAAGGCUACUCGCAGGAGGACAAUUAGGACGCUUCGCGCUCAUAAAUAUCGAACGGGUAAUCGGCUUAUCGUCCAAUUAGCAGCCAUUUGGGGAACGUUUGAAAAUAGUGAGCAUGUUGCGCGAAGCAGGGACGCGUCUGGACCGUCGCCGUUCUGGAACCCGUGGCCAACGGGUCCCAAGGGAGAAACGCCGGUGACGGCACCGCGUGGCACAAACUUGAUAUCUCGUCGAGUCCCGACGCGACGUCGUUUCGAUCUACUCUCGAUCGCCAACCAGUUUAAAAAGGUCCUUCGUGCGCGUAACAUCCCCAACUUCAAAAGUUCAAGUUUAGCCAAGAUCAAAAGAGGGUCCGGCCAUUGUUGGACCAUACGUGGCUAAGGCCGAUGAUUCUUAAGGAUCAUUCCGGACGCGUCCUUUCAUCCGAAUCAUUGAUACAAGACAAUAGAAUGCACCGGGUCGAGGCGGCACUGAGGUGAAGUAAAGGGAUCUGUGUUUUGUAACCGGGAUGUUCGAGCCGGUCGGUACUUUUGAAAAUUCUUAUCGUACGAAUUUCGAUUCUUCCAUGUUUGACAUUGCAGACGAACUAUUUUUCUCGGCCCUGGGCCUGGAUAUGAAUGGACCAGAUACUGAAAAUCAUCUGCUAUCCCCAAGCACCUCAUUUUUACCUUGCGACCAUGAAACGCCCUGUACCACGCCGCUAAGCGAAAAUUCGGAAUACAUCGAUUACCCCACGAAUCCUAUUGGAUUUUCUGUCGACUGUUACACGAAUUUGACAAGCUCACCUGAAACACCCUGGAGCGACUGGACCACCAAUGCCUCCACGUCUUCGAGCUGUCUAAGCGAGCUCAGUGAAUUAGACUCGGAAUUGGAAUGGUGCCUGGAUAAGAGUUCGAAUGCUGGCCUACCGGAAAGGACUCCGCUCUGCACUCCAGGAUGCGAAGGAUUUCUGCAUUUGCCAUUACCAAAACCGAAGACACAAUUGCAACACGACGAGCCUCUCUUGGUACUGGGGAUCGACCUUAGGGCCUUGGAAGAUUCCCUGGGUAUGGACCACAACAAUAAUCAACUAGAGGAGAGUCUGUUACUCUCUUCCGCAGCUAACGCAGCUCUCGCAACUCACGACUAUACUAAUAGAAGUUUGGCUCAUGCGGCCGAGGACCGUUGCUUUCCUUGCACCUAUCAAGGAUGUAUCAAGGUAUACGCAAAGGCUUCUCAUUUAAAGGCGCAUCUUCGUCGCCACACCGGUGAGAAACCAUUCGCCUGCACUUGGUCAGGAUGCGGAUGGCGCUUCAGCAGAUCCGACGAAUUGGCACGACACCGAAGAUCACAUUCUGGAGUAAAACCUUAUCCUUGCGAGAUGUGCUCCAAAAGAUUCGCACGAAGCGAUCAUUUGGCGAAGCAUCGUAAAGUGCAUCGUAAAAAUGCAUAUCCUUUGUUUCAAGGAUCGAGAGAAUUUCGUCCAGGGAAGGUGAAUGCUUUGCCGACAGAACUCUAGCGGAUGUUUCUCUUAAGUUUUGUCUACCCUUCGAUAUUUUGAAUUUUACCUCCUUUUUUUUAUGGCCGCGAUUAUUGUCCUACUGAGGCUCCGUAAAUACUCUAUUAGUUAGUAUCGUAUGUAAGUAGAAUCAACGUUAAAUCCUUAGUUCGUAAGUCUACGUGAAUGAAAAAAAAAAGGUAAAGAAAAAAAGGCAACGCCGUAUCAUCAAUGAAG
This is a messenger RNA of Cephus cinctus (wheat stem sawfly), 1964 nucleotides long. RefSeq names its product Krueppel-like factor luna. Gene Ontology annotation, molecular function: RNA polymerase II cis-regulatory region sequence-specific DNA binding; DNA-binding transcription factor activity, RNA polymerase II-specific. NCBI's taxonomy places the organism in Eukaryota, Metazoa, Arthropoda, Insecta, Hymenoptera, Cephidae. Gene Ontology annotation, biological process: regulation of transcription by RNA polymerase II. Bases 759 to 1748 code for a protein of 329 amino acids. The record is from RefSeq and is a predicted model, not a curated record. The transcript has 4 exons.